AUGUUUAGCUGCGACUGGGCUAUAAAAGAAGCAGGAAAACUGGCCUCCACUUGUUACAAGUACCAAGCGUAUUUUCCCACAUUUUCCGUAGAGAAACAAGAGCUGCUGAAUCUAGCAAAUCAAAUUGUCAACAACAAGCCAGCCUUCACUGCUGCUGGAUUUUUUGAGGUGAACUGUAAAACACUUUUCGCUCUUUUCGGAACCACCACUACGUAUUUUAUUGUAAUUGUACAAUUUGAGCAAAUGUAA
This is a messenger RNA of Anoplophora glabripennis (Asian longhorned beetle), 249 nucleotides long. Its product is annotated as putative gustatory receptor 2a. The record is from RefSeq and is a predicted model, not a curated record. Gene Ontology annotation, cellular component: neuronal cell body; axon; dendrite. Gene Ontology annotation, biological process: sensory perception of taste. The transcript has a single exon. Bases 1 to 249 code for a protein of 82 amino acids. NCBI's taxonomy places the organism in Eukaryota, Metazoa, Arthropoda, Insecta, Coleoptera, Cerambycidae.